Messenger RNA from Prosopis cineraria, 2578 nucleotides. Its product is annotated as RAP domain-containing protein, chloroplastic. Gene Ontology annotation, cellular component: ribonucleoprotein granule; chloroplast; mitochondrial matrix. Lineage: Eukaryota; Viridiplantae; Streptophyta; Magnoliopsida; Fabales; Fabaceae. The coding region runs from base 405 to 2414 and encodes 669 amino acids. Gene Ontology annotation, biological process: regulation of mitochondrial mRNA stability; mitochondrial RNA processing; chloroplast rRNA processing. The record is from RefSeq and is a predicted model, not a curated record. Gene Ontology annotation, molecular function: RNA binding. The transcript has 4 exons.
CCUUUUGCUAUGCAUUUCCGUAUAACAUCAAAUUAGUCGUAUUCCUCGCUGGUGUUUUGAACAAAGAACGAAACAUAAAUCUGAAGUUUGGGGUAUUCAAACUAAAGGAGAACCCCAAGCCAAGUGCAAUUAUUUCUCGACGACGGUUGGCUGCCACAAUUCCUGACACUGGGCAAAUGGUUAUCACGGUUUGCCGGUCCAAGCUAAGUGGUUCAAGUUGCUACUGAUAAUUCUGCGAACAGCUUGUUUGCUGGUUGGCUGCAAGAACUACUUCUGAUCUGUUACAUCCUGCUAAUAAAUAGGGAAGUGGGGAAAAAGGAAUUUUUUUUAAUGAGCUUUUUAAUUGAGCUGCAUGGUCAAAGCUGGCUAACUAAUCAGUUUUCUAGAGCAUCAGAAAACUAAGUAUGGAAGGGUUAUUGAAUUCUCUUCUUAAUCAAAGCUGUAUGAAACCUGGUUUCACUCCAAAAUUUGGUUGUACCUUCCCUCUGAUUACAAGAGUUUGUCAUUUCAAUCUUAAAAUUGGGCCACAUAUCUGGAGAAGUAAUUGCCCAUUUUUAGGUAGAAACACUGCCACUAGCUCAAGAAGAACUAGUAUUGCUGCAUUUGAUAGGGAUGAAGGUGAAGAAUCAACUAUGGACUGGGAGUCAGAGUUCAUUGGGGAGCUCGAUCCAUAUAGUUAUCAAGCUCCCAAGAAGAGGAAGAAAGAACAGAAAUCAAAGUUGCUUGAAGACACUGAUGGAAUGGAUUGGUGUAUGAGAGCAAGAAAGGUUGCACUUAAAUCAAUUGAAGCAAGGGGCAUGGCCCAUACAUUGGAAGAUUUUGUCACUGUUAAAAAGAAAAAGAAGAGCAAGAACAAGAAGAAAUUGACAGAAAAGAAAGUUGAGAAAAUUGAGGAUUUGGAAUAUGAUCUUGAUUAUAGUUCAGAGGAGGAGUUGGUGUCACAAACUAACAGACCUCUGGACGAUGUUAAUGAUUUGAAAAGGUCAGUUAGUUUGAUGGCUGAUGGACUGUUCAUGGAAAAGAAGGAGAAAACAAAGGAAGAGUUUGUCAUCAGGUUGUCUCAGUUCUCUGGACCAUCUGACCGUAGGAAAGAAAUAAACUUGAACAAAGCAAUUAUAGAAGCACAGACUGCAGAAGAAGUGUUGGAGGUUGCCUCUGAAACUAUCAUGGCAGUUGCAAAAGGCUUAAGUCCCUCACCUCUCUCCCCUUUGAAUAUUGCCACUGCUCUUCAUCGUAUUGCUAAGAACAUGGAGAAAGUAUGUAUGAUGAAAACUCGAAGAUUGGCUUUUGCUAGACAGAGAGAGAUGUCUAUGCUUGUGAGUAUUGCAAUGACGGCAUUACCUGAGUGCUCUGCACAAGGUAUCUCUAAUAUAUCUUGGGCUUUGUCCAAAAUUGGAGGCGAACUCCUUUAUUUUUCUGAGAUGGAUAGAAUUGAAGAGGUUGCACUGACCAAGGUAGGAGAAUUCAAUUCUCAAAAUGUUGCUAAUAUUGCUGGUGCUUUUGCUUCAAUGCAGCACUCUGCUUCUGAUCUCUUCUUGGAAUUAUCUAGAAGAGCUUCAGAUUUAAUUCAUACUUUCCAAGAGCAAGAACUUGCCCAGCUUUUAUGGGCUUUUGCAGCUUUAUAUGAACCUGCUGACGCUAUAUUUGAUUCUCUAGACAAUGUCUUCCAGGAUGAAAGCCAAUUUAAAUAUUCUCCUCUGAGUGAAGAAACAUCAGAUUAUUUUGUACAAGGCAUCAGAGAUUCAAAUCCUGGUUUAGAUGAAUCUCUUGUCCCUCCUGUACUCACCUUCCGAAGGGAUCAGCUUGGGAAUAUAGCUUGGUCCUAUGCUGUCUUUGGACAAAUGGAAAGAGGGUUCUUCUCUCAUGUUUGGAGAACUCUGAGUCAUUAUGAGGAGCAAAGGAUUUCAGAGCAAUAUAGGGCGGAUGUUAUGUUUGCUUCUCAGGUUCAACUUGUUAAUCAGUGCUUGAAGCUUGAAUUCCCACAUCUUCAGCUAUCUUUAAGCAGUGAACUUGAGGGUAAAGUUGCUUGUACUGGAAAAACAAAGAGAUUUAAUCAGAAAGUGACUUCUUCAUUUCAGAAAGAGGUUGGACGUCUUCUUGUUAGCACCGGCCUUGAAUGGGUGAAAGAAUAUGUUGUUGAUGUUUACACUUUGGAUGCUGUAUUAGUUGAUAAGAAACUUGCCCUGGAGAUUGAUGGUCCAACUCAUUUCUCAAGAAACACUGGCUUGCCUCUAGGACAUACCAUGCUAAAACGUCGAUACAUUACUGCUGCUGGCUGGAAAGUUAUAUCAUUGUCUCUUCAGGAGUGGGAGGAACUUCAAGGGUCAUUCGAACAAGCUGAGUAUCUUAGAGAAAUUCUGAGAAAACAUAUGGACGAAGGAUGUGCAAACCCUACAUUGACAGAGGUAAAAUGAUCAUCUAGAUCUUUCUGUCAAUCAUGCUAAGAUAUGUAUCUUGAGUUGACUUCUGAUGGUCAAAAAUUUUUGAAGGGGCAUGUAUAUUUGUUAAAAGUGUCCGUUAAAUGAGAUUCUUCUUAUGUUACCCUCAUUAGGAAAUGAAUGUCUUGUUUUUCCCCCCU